Messenger RNA from Cordyceps militaris CM01, 1353 nucleotides. RefSeq lists its product as uncharacterized. The coding region runs from base 1 to 1353 and encodes 450 amino acids. The record is from RefSeq and is a predicted model, not a curated record. The transcript is spliced from 4 exons. NCBI's taxonomy places the organism in Eukaryota, Fungi, Ascomycota, Sordariomycetes, Hypocreales, Cordycipitaceae. Gene Ontology annotation, cellular component: nucleus. Gene Ontology annotation, molecular function: transcription cis-regulatory region binding; DNA-binding transcription factor activity. Gene Ontology annotation, biological process: positive regulation of transcription by RNA polymerase II.
AUGCUGUUGUACACCAAAAGGGCACUGCCCAAGAUUCCUAAGAAGCGCUCGCGAGGAGGUUGUGAAUUUUGUUUGCUCGAACUUUCCGACGUCGCCCCCGGCGCCGUCGCUCGCUGGGCGCCAAUCCAUCGCCACGCUGCCGGCGCCUUUUACACCACGCCGCACCUGGAGCUCAACAUGCCGCUCUUCUCCGAGUUUACGACCAUUCAGGGGCGACGGGGCCUGCUGGACCACUUUGCGCACGUGCUGUCGCACCUCAUCGUUCUGCGCGAGGACGAUGGGGGUAGCAACCCGUUUCAGCGUCUUGUGCUGCCCAUGGCGCGGCGCAGCCCCGCGGUGGCGAGCGCCGUGUACGCGCUGUCGAGCGCGCACCUCGAGUUUCGCGGCGUCGCGGCCGUCGAGCAUAGUAGCAUAGAGUUCCACUCCGAAGCCGCGCGCAACCUGGCCGCGCUGAUUGAGCGGGGGGGAGAGGGGAACCAGAAUGAGCUGCUGGCGGCUGUCAUGUUGUUGAUCUACUACGAGGUGGCGUUUCGGUUCUACGAUGUCAUCGCGGCACUCUCUUUUCGAAGAGCAACUCUCUCCCCUGCACCCGCGCCUGGGAGCAUCGACGGUUUUCUUCCCGUCGACAGCCUCGGCACGCCGCAACCCGUUGGCAGCGCCGACGCUCUCCUCGGCAUGGCGACGUCGCUGUGGCCGGUGAUGCACCAGCUCUCAAACCUCGGCGCGCUCAAAGACCAAGUCCUCGCGGCCGAAUACAGCGGGCAGACCACCACAGCCGCGCCGCUGCGCGCCGAGCUGGAGGCGACAGCCUCGGCCAUUGAAGGCUCGCUCCUAGCCUGGGAGCCGGAGCCGUCGAGCAGCAGCAGUAGCAGCCCAGCGCUGGUCGGACUCUUGCACAACGCGCGGGCGUACCGCCACUCGUCGCUGGUGCACCUACACCGGAGCAUUUACGGAGCGCGGCGGGAGCACCCUAUGGUACAGACACACGCGCAGGCAAGCCUGCGCUCGUGCGUCGGGACCGUGGAGAGCGGCGGGCCGAUGGGCGCGCUGCUGUGGCCGCUUUUUGUGGCGUCCUGCGAGGCUCAGACAGCCGCGGACCGGGCGUUGGCGGCACGCGCGUUUGAGGGUAUUGAUAGGAACCAGGGCAUGGCGAAUAUCGCGCAGUCGUGGCGCAUCGUGCGCGAGGUCUGGCGGCGCGCGGACGAGGCGCAUGAAGGCGAGGACGGCAUGGCAGCGCUGGGGACUGGCCUGCGGCAUAGCCGACUAGAGGAUAUGAGGGGUGUGGAUUUUGCGCAAGAGGACCUGUGGCGGCAGGUGUGUCGAGAUAUGGGCUUGUCUGUGGUGUUUGGAUGA